AUGGGUCUCAUCUUUGCUUCUAUUGAUCCCUAUUUAUGGGCAGCCAUUGGUACCGGAUGUGUGAUUGGACUCUCAGUGAUGGGUGCUGGUUGGGGUAUUAUGGUUUCCGGUUCAAGUAUUAUGGGUGGAUGUGUUCGUGCUCCAAGAAUUAAAACCAAAAACCUCAUCAGCGUUAUUUUCUGUGAGGCCGUUGCUAUUUACGGAAUUAUUAUGGCCAUUGUUAUUAGUACUCAAACCAGUUGGUUCCAAGAUGCAAAGGAUCCAACCAAGGCUACUCCAUACAUGUUGGUCGUGAGUGGAUGUUAUACAUUGUUUGCCGCUGGUAUCACUGUUGGUUUGGGUAAUUUGGCUUGUGGAGCAUGUGUUGGUAUUGUCGGUAGUAGUUGUGCCAUUGCAGAUGCUGCUGAACCAUCACUCUUUGUCAAGAUUUUGGUUGUUGAAAUUUUCGCAAGUGCUCUCGGUAUCUUUGCCAUCAUUGUGGGUAUUGUGGUUGCUUCUAGUGCCAAGUUGAAACCAUAG
Naegleria lovaniensis is the source of this 519-nucleotide messenger RNA. RefSeq lists its product as uncharacterized. The record is from RefSeq and is a predicted model, not a curated record. The transcript has a single exon. NCBI's taxonomy places the organism in Eukaryota, Heterolobosea, Eutetramitea, Acrasida, Naegleriidae. Gene Ontology annotation, cellular component: proton-transporting V-type ATPase, V0 domain. Gene Ontology annotation, biological process: proton transmembrane transport. Gene Ontology annotation, molecular function: proton-transporting ATPase activity, rotational mechanism. The coding region runs from base 1 to 519 and encodes 172 amino acids.